Molecule: messenger RNA, 2725 nt
Organism: Rosa rugosa (rugosa rose)
Lineage: Eukaryota; Viridiplantae; Streptophyta; Magnoliopsida; Rosales; Rosaceae
Product: cullin-1
Exons: 20
Coding region: 193-2427 (744 amino acids)
Biological process (GO): ubiquitin-dependent protein catabolic process; protein ubiquitination
Cellular component (GO): cullin-RING ubiquitin ligase complex
Molecular function (GO): ubiquitin protein ligase binding
Source: RefSeq, a predicted model, not a curated record
CAUUAACAGAAACUAGAGGGGGACCUGUGUUUUUUUUUUUUUUUUUGUCCGCGAAAUUACUAAAUUAGCGCAGUCUGUGGAUCCCAAAUCCAACCCUCCCCAGCUUUGCUCUUGCUUACACUUUACCACCACCCAAUUAGGGUUUCUUCGCGCCCAAAUCAGGGUAACGUGGGGUGGGGGUGGAGUGUCGAGAUGACGAUGAAUGAGCGGAAGACCAUUGAUUUGGAUCAAGGAUGGGAGUUUAUGCAGAAGGGGAUCACAAAGCUCAAAAACAUUCUAGAAGGAUUGCCGGAGCCUCAGUUCAGCUCCGAGGACUACAUGAUGCUCUACACAACGAUAUAUAAUAUGUGCACUCAGAAGCCGCCGCAUGACUAUUCGCAACAGCUCUACGACAAGUACAAGGAGUCUUUCGAAGAGUACAUUAGUUCCAUGGUUUUGCCAUCUUUGCGAGAGAAGCAUGAUGAGUUCAUGCUAAGAGAGCUGGUGAAAAGGUGGGCAAACCAUAAGAUCAUGGUUAGGUGGCUCUCCCGUUUCUUUCACUAUCUUGAUCGCUACUUUAUAGCUCGGAGGUCACUUCCACCCCUGAAUGAAGUUGGACUUACUUGCUUUCGAGAUCUUGUCUACCAAGAAUUAAAUGCGAAAGUGAGAGAUGCUGUAAUCUCUCUGAUUGAUCAAGAACGGGAAGGAGAACAGAUUGACAGAGCUCUGUUGAAAAAUGUGCUGGAUAUAUUUGUUGAGAUUGGCAUGGGGCAAAUGGACCACUAUGACAAUGACUUUGAGGCAGCGAUGCUUAAAGACACUGCCGCCUAUUAUUCUCGGAAAGCUUCCAAUUGGAUCUUAGAAGAUUCUUGUCCAGAUUAUAUGCUAAAGGCAGAGGAAUGUUUAAGGAGGGAGAAAGAUAGAGUUGCUCAUUACUUACACUCCAGUAGUGAGCCUAAGCUACUUGAGAAAGUUCAACAUGAGCUAUUGUCUGUAUAUGCAACUCAGCUUCUGGAGAAAGAGCACUCUGGAUGCCAUGCACUGCUUCGAGAUGAUAAGGUGGAUGAUUUGUCUAGAAUGUUCAGGCUCUUUUCUAAGAUACCUCGAGGAUUGGAUCCAGUUUCAAGUAUAUUCAAGCAGCAUGUUACUGCUGAAGGAACAGCCUUAGUCAAACAAGCUGAAGAUGCAGCAAGCAACAAGAAGGCAGAUAAAAAGGAUGUGGUUGGUCUGCAGGAGCAGGUUUUCGUUAGAAAAGUGAUUGAGCUUCAUGACAAGUACCUAGCAUAUGUCAAUGAUUGUUUCCAAAACCAUACCCUUUUCCACAAGGCUCUCAAGGAGGCCUUUGAGAUCUUCUGCAACAAGGGUGUUGCUGGAAGCUCUAGUGCAGAACUACUUGCUACUUUCUGUGAUAACAUUCUUAAGAAAGGUGGUAGUGAGAAAUUGAGUGACGAAGCCAUUGAGGACACACUCGAGAAGGUAGUAAAGCUGCUGGCUUAUAUUAGUGACAAAGACCUUUUUGCUGAAUUCUACAGGAAAAAGCUUGCUCGACGUCUUCUUUUUGACAAAAGUGCUAAUGAUGACCAUGAGAGAUGUAUAUUGACAAAAUUGAAGCAACAAUGUGGUGGUCAGUUCACCUCAAAGAUGGAGGGGAUGGUUACAGAUUUGACGUUAGCAAAGGAGAACCAGACCAACUUUGAGGAAUACCUCAAAAAUAAUUCGCAGGCAAAUCCUGGGAUUGAUUUAACAGUUACUGUGUUGACUACCGGCUUCUGGCCAAGCUACAAGUCUUUUGACCUCAACCUUCCAGCUGAGCUGGUUAAGUGUGUUGAGGUUUUCAAGGAAUUCUAUCAAACGAAGACAAAACAUAGAAAGCUUACGUGGAUGUAUUCUCUGGGUACUUGUAACAUAAGUGGGAAAUUUGAACCAAAAACCAUAGAGCUUAUCGUCACGACAUAUCAGGCUGCAGCUCUGCUGCUAUUCAAUACCUCAGAUCGAUUGAGUUACUCGGAGAUCAUGACUCAAUUAAAUUUGACUGAUGAUGAUGUUGUUAGACUGCUCCACUCCUUGUCAUGUGCCAAGUACAAGAUCCUUAACAAGGAGCCAAACACAAAAACCAUCUCGCCUACUGAUUUCUUUGAAUUUAACUCGAAGUUUACUGACAAAAUGAGGAGGAUCAAGAUUCCUCUUCCACCUGUGGAUGAGAAGAAAAAGGUAAUCGAAGAUGUAGACAAGGACAGACGGUAUGCCAUUGAUGCUUCUAUUGUGCGUAUCAUGAAGAGCCGUAAAGUUUUGGGACAUCAGCAGUUGGUAAUGGAGUGUGUGGAGCAGCUUGGUCGCAUGUUCAAGCCGGAUUUCAAAGCAAUAAAAAAGAGGAUUGAAGAUUUAAUCACAAGAGACUACUUGGAAAGGGAUAAAGAGAACCCCAAUAUGUUUAGGUACUUGGCCUGAUGUGUUUUAUCUUCAAAUGACAUUGUACCUAUUGCUUCUGUAAUUAGCACAGCAAGCAGGUCAGGUGGGUGGAAGAAAUGGCCCAAUCACUUGUAAAUUUCAAUGCGUCUGUGACUGAAGUGAUUGCCUAAAGGAGCUGAGAGAGAAUGCUUUGUACAUUUUGCACUUGGAGCCAGGUAUGGAUGGCUAGACCACCCUUGGCGAUGAAAUUUGUAUCGACUUCAUAUUAUCCUCCCAUGCACCAUGACUGCUUUAUAUCUUUGUUUAAUUAACGCAUUCCUCAGUCUUGACUACUUCA